GAGGGCAGAGAUGAGAUGGGAGGCUUGUUGCAAAACAGCUCUCUGGAAGUGAUGACACCAACAGAAAAACCUUCCAAUAACUUCCUAUGAAAGCAACAGCAGUAAGGAAGAAACUGCACAGCACAAGUUUCCCAGUGGGGGGGCUGCACUGCACAUAGACACAGAGGGGAGGCUACGAGAAGAGACCCCAUCUGCACACGAGAUACAUAUAGGAAGUGGCUGGACUGAGAAGAAACUAUAGGUGGAGGAAGCUGGACUGAGCAGAAACUAUAGGUGGAGAAAGCUGGGCUGGGCAGAAUCUAUAGGUGAAUAAAACUAUAGGUGAAGAAAGCUGGACUGAGAAGGACCUAUAAGUGGAGAAAGCUGGACCGAGAAGGACCUAUAGGUGAAGAAAGCUGGACUGAGAAGGACCUAUAAGUGGAGAAAGCUGGACCAAGAAGGACCUAUAGGUGAAGAAAGCUGGACUGAGAAGGACCUAUAAGUGGAGAAAGCUGGACCGAGAAGGACCUAUAGGUGGAGAAAGCUGGACUGGGCAGAAACUAUAGGUGAAGAAAGCUGGACUGAGGAGAACCUAUAGGUGGAGAAAGCUGGACCGAGAAGGACCUAUAGGUGGAGAAAGCUGGACUGAGCAGAAACUAUAGGUGGAGAAAGCUGGGCUGCAAAGAAACUAUAGGUGGAGAAAGCUGGACUAGGCAGAAACUAUAGGUGAAGAAAGCUGGACUGAGAAGAACCUAUAGGUGGAGAAAGCUGGACUGAGCAGAAACUAUAGGUGAAGAAACUAUGGGUGAAGAAAGCUGGGCUGAGAAGAACCUAUAGGUGGAGGAAGCUGGACUGAGAAGAACCUAUAGGUAGAGGAAGCUGGACUGAGCAGAACCUAUAGGUGGAGGAAGCUGGACUGAGAAGGACCUAUAGGUGGAGGAAGCUGGACUGAGAAGAACCUAUAAGUGGAGGAAGCUGGACUGAGAAGGACCUAUAGGUGGAGGAAGCUGGACUGAGAAGGACCUAUAGGUAGAGGAAGCUGGACUGAGAAGGACCUAUAGGUGGAGGAAGCUGGACUGAGAAGGACCUAUAGGUGGAGGAAGCUGGACUGAGAAGGACCUAUAGGUAGAGGAAGCUGGACUGAGAAGGACCUAUAGGUGGAGGAAGCUGGACUGAUCAGAACCUAUAGGUGGAGGAAGCUGGAGUGAGAAGAACCUAUAGGUGGAGAAAGCUGCACCGAGAAGAACCUAUAGCUGGACUGAGCAGAAGAGAAAGGACUGCACAAAGGUUACACAUUGGAGGUGGCUGGACCCAGGACUGACUUGUAGGACAGGCUGGACUGAGCUUUACAACUAUACACAGAACAUUUGAACAUAAGGUAGUAGUAGUAGUUACACACUGUGUGUGGGGGAAGAUACAGGAAGAAGAGAAGUGUGCCAGCAUUACACGCAACAGAAAAGUUUCAGAAAAGGAAAGGCAGCACAGAGGAGUGAGAGGUGUACGCCGAGAUCUCCAACACUUCCAGGACUUUCCCCCAAACCAUAGAAGCCCAUUGCCAGGAGGAGAGCCCCUUUAUUAUCCCAAUGUCCACAAGGGGUGGUCUGCCUCUCCCUCAAAUGCAUAUGAUGAGAGGACCAACUCCGGGGUUAUACCGACCCCCACCGGGACCUUAUCAGAGACCUGGAAUGCUUCCCGGAGCACGAAUGCAAGUGCCAGGCAUGCCGGUUGGUUCACCCAUGAUGCCAGGAUACGGUGCAGGUCCUCCCAUGAGGCCUGGAAUGAACCCUAUGUUGAUUGAACCAUUUAGAAAGAGACUUAUGGCCCCACAAGGACAUCCUUCUGCAGGCGCCCACAGGAGGGGAAUGAAGAGAAGGAAAAUGGCUGACAAGGUUCUGCCCCAGAGGAUCCGGGAAUUGGUCCCCGAGUCACAGGCAUACAUGGACCUGUUGGCUUUUGAAAGAAAACUAGACCAGACAAUAGCCAGGAAAAGGAUGGAGAUCCAGGAUGCCAUCAAAAAGCCCCUGACUCAAAAGCGGAAGCUGAGGAUCUAUAUUUCCAACACAUACACUCCCGGGAAACCCGAGGGAGACGAAGCAGAGAGAGUCAGUUCCUGGGAGCUGCGGGUCGAAGGAAAACUGCUGGAUGAUCCCAGUAAGCUGAAGAGGAAGUUCUCUUCAUUCUUUAAGAGCCUUGUUAUCGAGCUGGAUAAAGAUCUUUAUGGGCCAGACAACCACUUGGUGGAGUGGCACAGAAUGGCAACCACUCAGGAAACAGAUGGGUUCCAGGUGAAGAGACCCGGGGACGUGAACGUGAAAUGCACCUUGCUUCUAAUGCUGGACCACCAACCUCCCCAGUAUAAAUUGGACACCCGCCUGGCUCGGCUCUUGGGUGUUCACACUCAGACCCGUGCCAACAUCAUGCAAGCUCUGUGGCUGUACAUCAAGAAUAACAAGCUUCAGGACAGCCAUGAGAAGGAGUACAUCAACUGUAACCGGUACUUCAGGCAGAUCUUUAACUGCAUCCGAAUGAGGUUCUCCGACAUCCCCAUGAAGCUGGCAAGUCUUUUGCAGCACCCGGAUCCCAUAAUAAUUAACCACAAUAUUAGUGUGGACCCUAACGAUCAGAAGAAGACCGCGUGUUACGACAUUGAUGUGGAGGUGGACGACCCCUUAAAGGCCCAAAUGAGCAACUUUCUUCAGUCAACUACUAACCAGCAGGAGAUCGCCAACCUGGAUGUCAAGAUUCACGAGACGAUUGAAUCCAUCAACCAGCUGAAGACACAGAGGGAUUUCAUGUUAAGCUUUAGCAACACCCCCCAGGAAUUUAUCCAAGACUGGCUAAAAUCUCAAAGCAGGGAUCUCAAGAUCAUGACGGACGUGAUGGGGAAUCCAGAGGAAGAGAGACAUUCGGAGUUCUAUGAAGAGCCCUGGACCCAGGAGGCUGUGGGGAGAUACGUUUUCUUCAAGGUCCAGCAGCGGAGACAAGAACUUGAGCAGGUUCUGGGAAUACGUCUGACAUGAGCACAGUCUGGAGCAGCUUGUAAUUAAAUUUCAUGUGCCUUAAUAUACAUGUUCUAUACAUUCUGUCACCUUAGAAAAGCUGUGUGUCAGUCCUCAGGUACGAUAAAAGUUAGCUGCCUUUUCAUUUACCGAAA
Rana temporaria (common frog) is the source of this 3133-nucleotide messenger RNA. RefSeq names its product SWI/SNF related, matrix associated, actin dependent regulator of chromatin, subfamily d, member 2 (gene SMARCD2). Gene Ontology annotation, cellular component: nucleus; SWI/SNF complex. The transcript is spliced from 13 exons. The record is from RefSeq and is a predicted model, not a curated record. Gene Ontology annotation, biological process: regulation of transcription by RNA polymerase II. Bases 1563 to 2999 code for a protein of 478 amino acids. Lineage: Eukaryota; Metazoa; Chordata; Amphibia; Anura; Ranidae.